This is a messenger RNA of Ziziphus jujuba (common jujube), 1064 nucleotides long. RefSeq names its product putative invertase inhibitor. NCBI's taxonomy places the organism in Eukaryota, Viridiplantae, Streptophyta, Magnoliopsida, Rosales, Rhamnaceae. Gene Ontology annotation, biological process: negative regulation of catalytic activity. The coding region runs from base 134 to 640 and encodes 168 amino acids. The transcript has a single exon. The record is from RefSeq and is a predicted model, not a curated record. Gene Ontology annotation, molecular function: enzyme inhibitor activity.
UAGCAAAUAGCCCCUCUCUGGUCCCAACAAAAAAAGCCCCAUAUGCAAGAGAGGUGCUAAGAAAGAAAGUUAAUCAACUACAAAAUUUUCAGAACACCAAUUGAAAAAAUAAAAAAGAAAAAAAAAAAUCGCAAUGGCAUUCAAGCAUUACGUAUCUUUCUCUCUCGUCUUUCUAGCAACAGCCUCUAUUUUCCUGGCAAAUGAAGCCCAAGCCCACGCCGGAGUCAACAACAACAAUGACCUUUGCUGCAAGUCCGAUUACCCGGCUCUGUGCCGCUCGCUGAUCAAGGGCCAGACUAACCCAUUUGGUGCCGCCCAAACUGUUGUGAACCACUUGAUCAUGGAGACCCAGCGUGCCAAAAAACAUGUUGCCCGGUUUGGAUCUUCUCAAUCGCAGGUGAUCGGGAUCUGCCAAGACAGUUACGAUGAUGCCCUUGACAACCUCCAUACCUGCCUUGGUAAUCUUAAAGGCAAUGACAAAGGUAGCUUCAACAGCAACUUGUCAGCUGCUUUGUCCGAUUUUGAAGUGUGCAACGAUGGGUUUAAUGAACUUGGUGAGUCAUCUCCUGUUAAGGACGUUAACAGUUUGCUUGAAAAUAUUGCUGACACAGGUUUAUAUUUGGAAUCUUUGGUUCACUAAGAAAAUAAUAAAUAAAUAAAAUGGAAAUGGAAUUGGAGAGUGGCUUUGCAGGCCAAAAAAAAAAAAAAAAUGGUUGCUUUAUAAAAAAAUUUAAAAAAAGAAAAGAAAAGAGAAUGUAUUACUGUGUACGUAAAUUUUAUGGGGUUUUGUUUGGUUGUGAUUAAAAAAAAAAAAAAAAAAGGAUAUUGAUCUAUCAUGAAGAUCAAAAAAGGGAAGAAAGGGGGAAGGCAAUGUUUUGUAGUUGGUUUACUGUUCUCUUUCUUGCUUCAUUUUAUGCUAGUGCCAUUGUGAUGAAUGCGAUUUGUUUACAAACAAAAUCAUUUUUUUAUUCUAAAUGUAUAAUUUAAUCCCAUUUAUCACCAGGUUAAAUAUAAUUUAUUAUAUAACAUAGAAAUUAAUAAAUAGUUUUAUAUGGUUUGUCCAA